Molecule: messenger RNA, 656 nt
Organism: Chiloscyllium plagiosum (whitespotted bambooshark)
Lineage: Eukaryota; Metazoa; Chordata; Chondrichthyes; Orectolobiformes; Hemiscylliidae
Source: RefSeq, a predicted model, not a curated record
CCUGAUGUGAAAUACGGAAAGCGAAUUCACGUGUUACCCAUUGACGACACAAUCGAAGGGCUGACUGGGAACCUGUUUGAAGUUUACCUGAAACCCUAUUUUCUGGAAGCUUAUAGACCUGUGCACAAAGGAGAUAUCUUCCUGAUCCGAGGCGGUAUGCGGGCUGUUGAGUUUAAAGUUGUGGAGACUGACCCAACUCCCCACUGCAUUGUGGCCCCCGAUACCAUCCUACACUGCGAGGGAGAGCCAAUCAAACGAGAGGACGAGGAGGAGAAUCUGAAUGAUGUCGGGUAUGAUGACAUCGGAGGGUGCCGCAAGCAGUUGGCACAGAUCAAGGAGAUGGUGGAGCUCCCGCUACGUCACCCAGCCCUUUUCAAAGCCAUCGGAGUGAAGCCUCCUCGCGGGAUCUUGCUGUACGGGCCUCCGGGGACUGGGAAAACGCUGGUGGCCCGGGCUGUGGCCAAUGAAACUGGAGCAUUCUUCUUCCUCAUCAACGGGCCUGAAAUCAUGAGCAAACUCGCUGGUGAGUCGGAGAGUAACCUGAGGAAGGCGUUUGAGGAAGCUGAGAAGAACGCCCCAGCGAUAAUCUUCAUCGAUGAGCUGGAUGCAAUCGCUCCAAAGAGAGAGAAGGUAAACCAUUACAGGGCAGCACAGUG